Molecule: messenger RNA, 444 nt
Organism: Miscanthus lutarioriparius
Lineage: Eukaryota; Viridiplantae; Streptophyta; Magnoliopsida; Poales; Poaceae
Source: the annotation of a GenBank genome assembly
AUGCCCUCACUGCUUUACGUCAGUCUGAUUUCAAGUGAAGCCCCCGGUGACAGGCUCACCAUCGGCAGGCAACUAUUCUGUUGCCUGAAGGAGUUUGUUUUCCGGACCAAAGGGAUUGGCGGGCUGAGGAUGGUUUGUGAAAGGGAAGCAAUGCCAAUGCUCAAAAGUUUUAACCUUGAGUUUAACGCGGAAGAAUCAGAGUCUGAUAUGGGUUUUGAGUUCUCCUUUGAGCACCUUGCAAGCCUGGAGCAACUCAGUAUUGACAUUUAUUGUUAUGGUGCUACUAGAAGUAGGGUAGAGGCUGCAGAGGCUGCCAUCAAGAACACAGCCAACAUCCAUCCUGGACGUCCCACACUCCAAAUCAAGAGAUGGUCCGAAGACCUAAUGGUCGAGGACAAGGAUGAGAAGGAAACAUGGCUGAAAGAUUAUACAGCAAGAGUGUAA